This is a messenger RNA of Dendronephthya gigantea, 1119 nucleotides long. Its product is annotated as transcriptional adapter 1-like. Gene Ontology annotation, cellular component: SAGA complex. Gene Ontology annotation, molecular function: transcription coactivator activity. Gene Ontology annotation, biological process: regulation of transcription by RNA polymerase II. Lineage: Eukaryota; Metazoa; Cnidaria; Anthozoa; Malacalcyonacea; Nephtheidae. The coding region runs from base 1 to 984 and encodes 327 amino acids. The record is from RefSeq and is a predicted model, not a curated record. The transcript has a single exon.
AUGGCGGACUUGCAGGAGGCGCGAGAACAGUUAAUGGAAGUUCUCGGCGAUUUAGCUUCGAAAUAUUGGACAACAUUGUCGCUUUGGUACAAGAAGAAGCUUUCUAAGGAAGAGUUUGACAUUCAGAUCGGGCAACUUUUGGGUGAAGGCAAUCUUAAUGUCCAUAAUCGAUUUUUGUACGCGCUGCUAUCGAAGUGUCAGGAAAUGUGUUUAACUUCUGGUACACCGAAUAAGAACCUGUCGCGUCCUUCUGUAACUUCUGUAGCAAGCCAGAGAAAUACUGAACAUAUUAGGAAACACGUUAGACCGGCAAAAGUUAACUUUGAACAAAGAUUCCAACCGUACAGUGUUCUAGAGGGGGCAGAUAAUGUUGGAAAAGUUGUUCUGACUGAUGAUAGUGAAAUAAGCUUGUGUUCGUACGAGUUUACUCUGCCUGAUGUACAGGCAAUGAAUGGAAGGUUAUUCCUCGGAGCCUGGGACGCUGGUUUAGAGUCGGUUGAAGACCUGGGCUCCAACGCAGCUAAGCUAGUGAUAUCCGCAGUCAAACAUCACAUCAAGGACAUAUUAACUGCCUGCUGUUCACGCAAAGGAGGUUUUAGAUUAAGAGACGGACAUUUUAAGUACGGUUUAGAUACAAGUUACGUCAAGCCCCAUAUUUGGAAUAGUUUAGACUCGUAUUCUCCACAUUCAUUUCUUCUGCACCAAGGGCAGACGGAACUGACAGAAGCGGACGCCGCGAUCACUGUGGCAAGCAGUCAUCACCCCACAUCACAUACGUCGAUAUCUACAUAUGAACUAAGAGAGGUGUUACAAGUGCACUGCAGAGUUAUACCCUCGCAUACUGUGUAUGCAGCGAAUAUGGAGAGAAUACUAAGCCGCCUGUGGCAUCCAAGUCAUGAUGAAAUCGAACAGGAAAGACUACAUCGAUUGGAGGCCAAACGAAGACAGAGCAAACUCAGACAACAAAGAAGCUUAAGAUUAUAAACUUAUUGGAACUAUAUAAAUCACUCUAGCUUACUGAACAUAUGAAACAAUAAUGUAAUUUUAUUGUUGAUUGUCAUUUGUUACUUGAUGUUACUUCUCAUAUGUUAUACUUGUCAGUUUAAACUACUUCGCGAG